Mus caroli (Ryukyu mouse) is the source of this 2535-nucleotide messenger RNA. RefSeq names its product RNA polymerase III subunit H (gene Polr3h). The record is from RefSeq and is a predicted model, not a curated record. Gene Ontology annotation, cellular component: RNA polymerase III complex. Gene Ontology annotation, biological process: DNA-templated transcription; transcription initiation at RNA polymerase III promoter. Gene Ontology annotation, molecular function: DNA-directed RNA polymerase activity; DNA binding. Lineage: Eukaryota; Metazoa; Chordata; Mammalia; Rodentia; Muridae.
GCAGCGUUGCUGGACGCGCGUGGCUUCCGCGCGUGGCUCCCGCGCGUGGUGCGGAAGGGACGAGGCCAGGGCGGCAUCGGGGGUCCGGGAGCCGGCGCUCCUCCAAGGCUGGCGGGAGCGGGCCUCAGUUUCUACCGGGAGACGAGCGUAGCUUCCAGAAUUGGAGCCUAGGCCCUCCCGCGCGGCUCGGCUGCAGGUUUGGCUUGUCAGAGGCUGAGAAGGGACGGAGGUGGCUCGGGUCCCCCCCACCCCAUCACCGCUCGCAGGCCCCCGUGCUUGGCAGCCUCUCCGGUCUCCAGAGCCCUAGCGCAGGAUGUUCGUGCUGGUGGAGAUGGUGGACACGGUGCGCAUACCCCCGUGGCAGUUUGAGCGGAAACUCAACGAUUCCAUUGCUGAGGAGCUGAACAAGAAAUUGGCCAACAAGGUCGUAUACAACGUGGGACUCUGCAUCUGUCUGUUUGAUAUCACCAAGCUGGAGGAUGCCUAUGUGUUCCCAGGGGAUGGAGCAUCACACACCAAAGUCCAUUUCCGCUACGUGGUGUUCCACCCCUUCCUGGAUGAGAUCCUCAUUGGGAAGAUCAAAGGCUGCAGCCCAGAGGGUGUGCACGUCUCUUUAGGGUUCUUUGAUGACAUUCUCAUCCCCCCUGAGUCACUGCAGCAGCCUGCCAAGUUUGAUGAAACGGAACAAGUGUGGGUGUGGGAGUACGAGACAGAGGAAGGAGCUCAUGAUCUGUACAUGGACACUGGGGAGGAGAUCCGCUUCAGGGUGGUGGACGAGAGCUUUGUGGACACGUCCCCCACAGGACCCAGUUCUGCCGAGGCUGCCUCUUCAAGCGAGGAGCUGCCCAAGAAGGAAGCGCCAUAUACACUUGUGGGAUCUAUCAGUGAGCCAGGACUGGGCCUUCUCUCCUGGUGGACAAGCAACUAGCCCUGGAGCUCACAGUGACUGCCCAGCCUGAAGACCCUGUCCAGACUUGGGAAAGUAGAGAGCAGUUUGAGUGUUCCCCAGAGCCAGGCUUGGUGGGACCAGGAGCAGUGACAAGUGCUUGUCCUCUCCCUCCCCAGCACAGAGUGUAAUGGAUCCAGGCUGGCUUUUCACUUGCUGUAAAGCAGAGAGUAGCCUGGAGUUUCUGAUCCUCCAGCUGGGAUUCCAGGUGUGCAGUGCCACCUUGAGCCUAUGUGGAAGGUAGGAAUGGGUCCUAGGACUCGUGCACACCAGGGAGGCAUUCUCCCAGGGAGCUGCUUCCCCAGCACAAGGACUGUUUGGUGGUUUUUGUAAUUUCUUCAGGGCUGAGGAUGGAACCCAGGGCCUCUUUCAUGUUAGGUGGGUGUUGUACUACUGAGCUAGGCCCAGUCUAUCCUACGAACUUCUGGCUUUUAGUGACAGCAGAAUACAUUUAAUAAAUACUGGUGGCAGCAGCAGGAACCUCCCCAUUUCAUUAGCUGACAUCACCAUCUAAGGUCACUGAAUUGUCAAUCUGGGAUAGCAUGUCCUGCCUCACCCCAGGGUCCAUUUAAAGAUGACCUCUCUCCCAAGCCCACAGGCAGUAGAUCUUUGUUUAUGGGACCAGACUGAGUACUGAACCUAGUGGUGCUGUGAUAAAGGUAGAGGUCACUGGAUAGGGGUUUUGGGUCCGUGCUGUCAGCUGCUGGUGACGUGAGACUACCAAGCAGCACCCUCCCUACUGCCAGAGUCUGGUAGGCAGAGCUUUCAAAAUGAGCAAACCCCUCUCUGUCUAGGAAGUAGAGAUAGAGGCCUACCUCACAGGAAGCCUGGGGCUGCUGCUGCCUCAGCUGACCAUGAGGGCCGCCCCAGGUCCACAGAUGACUGUCUAGUCUUGCUGUCCCUUUCUCACUGGCACUUGUAUGAUAAAUACUGUUUUGUGACAAACCACCAUGGCCUGCCUGGGCCUUUCCAUGUGAGAUUUAGCUGAUGCAGCCUAAUGGAGAGAGCCUGUCUUCUCACAUCUCCUCUGCGGAGGCUAGAGGGGCAGACAGCAUGCAGCAUUUGAUUAUUAGCUGUGUCCUGGGGCAGAUUCCUUCUCAGGCUGUUUUAACUCUGUAGUCUACACUGGACUUGAACUCAUACCCAUCUGCCUCUGCCAGGAUUAAAGGUGUGUGCAACUAGCAGCAGCAGCAGCAGCUUUGUUUUUAAGGUAGGCACUGCGCCUACUCUCAAGGUGAAGACCAGGUCUAGUACUGUAGCCCCAGGGGAACAGAGGAGGCAGCUCUUGGUCUCUGAACCUCUCCUCUACUGCAGGUACAUGUGACCAGGGUCCAGAUGUGGUGACCAAGGCCUGAUGGAAUCUUGGCUUGAAAAACCCUCCAUUAGCUCAUGCUGGUAAUAGUAGACACCAACCACUCAGACAGAACAUUAAUAGAUUUGGAUCUUUUUUUUUUUAUCUUGUAAGAACAAGUUUCUCUAAAAUCCUUCAGCCACCAGUGAAAUGAUCAGGCAGAAUAAAAACUUCUGUAGAGGGAGUGCUGUCAUCAAAAAUAAAUACAGUUGCAUGGGUUGCUCAAAGAGAAACCAAA